Molecule: messenger RNA, 507 nt
Organism: Lathyrus sativus (Indian pea)
Lineage: Eukaryota; Viridiplantae; Streptophyta; Magnoliopsida; Fabales; Fabaceae
Source: the annotation of a GenBank genome assembly
AUGGAUAAGUGGAAAAAUAUACAAUUGUCUAAGGAAGAGGAGGAAGCUGUGACACUGGUUGUGGAUGAGGUUUAUGGUGAAGAAAUCUUUCAGCGUAUUUUGGCAGGCAAGCUAUGGACGGAUAAUAAUUUCAACGCUCGAGCUUUCAUGACGACGAUCAUAAGUGCUUGGAAACUAAAAAAAUCCUAUAGAACUCAAGAAAUGAGUAAAAAUCUUUUUCUAUUUAUAUUUGCCACUCGAACUCAAAGAGGUAUGGAAUAUGUUCUCCGGAGUGGUCCAUGGAGUUUUGAUAGGAAUCUUCUUAUUUUAUCCCAUGUCUUUGGUGAAGAACAAUCGUCAGAUCUGAACAUGCAUUACGGUGUCUUCUGGGUUAUGAUCUAUGAUCUGCUCAUGAUGUUAAGGUCUGAAACUAUGGCGAGGAAAUUAGGUGGAAUUCUUGGGACUUUUGAGGAAUUGGAUCAGAAGGAAGCACACAGGAACAAUAGAUGGAUCUCAAACAACCUCUGA